UUCAAAGCAAAGAUUCUACACAAGCCUCACUACCGCACGAUUCUGCCGAUAUUUGCUGUUUGAAGUCAGCUGAGGUUUUCAAAACAGUGGGUAUUCUCAAAAACACAUGGAUAAAGCAGCCAGACAUGGAAUCGUGUCAAAUGUCUGGAGAGGUCGCACCCCCAAUGUCAGGCACCUGUGGCUGCUCUUUGAAUGGGGACAUGUACAUAUUUGGGGGAUGCAAUGACAACGGACAGACCAAUCAGCUUUACUGUGUCAACCUCCUGGAUGGGAAAUAUAGCUGGAGAAAAGUGAACCAUAAGAGUGGCUCAUCUCCCUCACCCAGAGAUAAGCGCACUUGUUGGGUUUUCAAUGGCAGUGUUGUGCCCCUGACCCCAGAGCUGCCCGUGCAAGUGCAACACUUCGGAACAAAGGAUACGUAUGUGGAGGCAGAAUAAGGGUGAAAAACAAUGUAUCUCAACACCUCUCUCCGUGGUUGCAUUGACACAGACAACCUAAAGUGUCACAAUGUGUCAUGUUCUGACCUUUAUUUCCUUUGUUUUGUAUUUAUUUAGUAUGGUCAGGGCGUGAGUUGGGUGGGCAGUCUAUGUUUGUUUUUCUAUGUUUUGGGGCAUUUCUAUGUUUCGGCCUAGUA
This is a messenger RNA of Oncorhynchus mykiss (rainbow trout), 634 nucleotides long. RefSeq names its product kelch domain-containing protein 1. Gene Ontology annotation, molecular function: protein binding. The record is from RefSeq and is a predicted model, not a curated record. NCBI's taxonomy places the organism in Eukaryota, Metazoa, Chordata, Actinopteri, Salmoniformes, Salmonidae.